This is a messenger RNA of Striga hermonthica, 432 nucleotides long. NCBI's taxonomy places the organism in Eukaryota, Viridiplantae, Streptophyta, Magnoliopsida, Lamiales, Orobanchaceae. The record is from the annotation of a GenBank genome assembly.
AUGAUGAGCAGUGGUCACAAGCACAAAAAGAAGAGGAAACAGUUGCAAACUGUUAAUCUCAAAGUCAGAAUGGACUGUGAUGGCUGUGAGCUUAAAGUCAAGAAUGCUUUGUCUUCUUUAACUGGGGUGAAAUCUGUGGAGAUAAACCGAAAACAACAAAAAGUGACGGUCACGGGAUUUGUGGAGCAAAGCAAGGUAUUGAAGAAGGCAAAAUCAACGGGUAAAAAGGCCGAAAUAUGGCCUUACGUGCCUUACAACUUGGUGGCUCAGCCGUAUGCGCCUCAGGUGUACGACAAGAAGGCGCCACCUGGCUUUGUUCGGAAAAUCGACAGCUCGUCAGCGCAACAUACUGCCACCGGACUCACCAAAAUCGAGGACCCGUAUGUCGAGAUGUUCAGCGAUGACAAUCCGAAUGCAUGCUCGAUCAUGUAA